Messenger RNA from Epithele typhae, 3765 nucleotides. RefSeq lists its product as uncharacterized. Lineage: Eukaryota; Fungi; Basidiomycota; Agaricomycetes; Polyporales; Epitheliaceae. The transcript has 11 exons. Gene Ontology annotation, biological process: negative regulation of transcription by RNA polymerase II. Gene Ontology annotation, molecular function: transcription corepressor activity. Gene Ontology annotation, cellular component: Sin3-type complex; chromatin. The record is from RefSeq and is a predicted model, not a curated record. Bases 1 to 3765 code for a protein of 1254 amino acids.
AUGCCGGCCGUCGACGGUGGCAUGGGUGCUGGCGUCGGCGCCGACGCGGCUCGCCCGCUGAACGUGUCCGACGCGUUGGGAUACCUGGACGCCGUGAAGGCUCAAUUUCAAGACAAGCCGGAUGUAUACAAUCACUUCCUGGAUAUCAUGAAGGAUUUCAAAAGCCAAGCUAUCGAUACGCCUGGGGUCAUCGAACGCGUUUCCAUGCUUUUCCACGGGAACCCGCUCCUCAUCCAAGGCUUCAACACCUUCCUUCCCCCGGGAUACCGCAUAGAGCUCAACAACGAGCAUUCGGACACAAUCACUGUAACAACACCGAUGGGGCAGACCACCCAGCGCACGACGAUGUACGGAAUACCCCAGCCGCUUUCCCGCGAGCCGAUGGGAACCCCAGGUAUGCCCCCGCCUCCGCACCACUACCCCGGCCAACCACCCUUCGGCCUGCCCGCGCCCGUCCUCCCAGUCGGGAUCGGGAGCGGCUCGCGCCCCGUCACCCCCAGCGCGGUCCUCCCGCAUCCGCACGCGCACGCGCACGCUCCAACGCACCUCGCGCACGAGAUGCACCAGCAUCAGCAGCACCAGCACCAGCAGCAACAAGGCAUGCGCCCGCCGCCACCGCACUCGCAGUCGCCCGCGCUGCCGGGCGGCGGGCGCGAGGACGCGGCGCUGCUCGGGAGCCUGAACGCGCGGCAGGCGGACAAGCCGCAGAACGGCGAGUUCCACCACGCGAUCAACUACCUGAGCAAGAUCAAGACGCGGUACCACGAUGACCCGGAGACGUACAAGCAGUUCCUCGAGAUCCUACAGACGUACCAGAAGGAAUCGCGGAGUAUGCCGGACCAAUCGCAGGUCUAUGCGCAGGUUCAGAUGCUCUUCAAGGACGCACCGGACCUCAUGGACGAAUUCAAGGACUUCCUCCCCGAAGCUGUGCCCCCCUCUCACCCCGCUGGGCUCGUUGGAAUCCUUCCGCAGCCGAUGGCAGGUCCUGGUGUCCCGGGCCCGUUCGCUCAUCCUGAGCCGUCCGCCUCUGACAAGGGGUCGAAGCCACAAAGCCGCCGUAGGAAGCGGCCCGAGAAGGAGCCCGUCCCGCCACCGAAGGCAGCUGGUGGUCGAGCUGCAAAGCGCGUUAAGACGACAAACCAACGGACGGAGCCGCCGUCGCCGCAGUUCUCACCAUACAAGGUCCCAGAUUCUCCCCAACCAGUCAACCUGCAUGCCCACGUGGUGUCCGUCCCGGUGCCUCAGAACCUUCCUCCCAUACCCAACGGUCAGCUGCACAACGGCACUAUCAAUCAUGUCAUAAUCGGUGGUCAGGACGAGCUCCUGUUCUUCGACAACGCGAAGAAAGCCCUUGAGAACAUCGGCGGCUAUGACGAUUUUCUCAGGCUUCUUAACCUCUUCUCGCGUGACGUCAUCGACACAAAGACGUUGGUCGACCGUGCGGAGAUGAUGCUUGGGGAGGGCGAUCUUAUGCGGCAGUUCAAAGAGCUAUUGCAGUACGACGACCCGGCAGCAGAUGAAGAGGGACCGCCCGGAAGUCUUCGGACCGCUGCUCCCGACUAUUAUUCUGUCCGACCCCCAGAUGAUGGCCUAGGUCCUAGCUACCGGCGGCUGCCCGACAUCGAGGUGAAACUCGCCUGCUCCGGGCGUGACCGCCUCUGCUGGUCCGUCCUAAACGACGAGUGGGUCUCACACCCGACAUGGGCGUCGGAAGAAGCCGGCUUCAUGACGCACAAGAAGAACACCUUCGAAGACCAGUUACACAAGAGCGAGGAGGAGCGGCAUGAGUUCCAAGUGCAACUGGAAGCAUUGCAGCGAACCAUUGCCCACCUCGAUCCGAUAGAAGCUCGCAUUGAGGGAAUGACCUCGGAAGAGCGCGCAGCCUUCAGGCUGAGGUCGAACCUCGGCGGCCCAUCGCCCGCUAUCUACGAGCGUGUUAUCAAGAAAAUAUACGGCAAUGACGCCUACAGCGAGGUUCUCAAGACGCUCCAGGAAUCCCCGGCCGUCGCUGUUCCCGUGGUGGUCUCGCGCCUGCGCAAAACAAAUGACGAAUGGCGUCGCCACCACCGCGUGGCUAACCAAUCGUGGCGCGAAACCGACGGGAAGAACUUCUACAAGGCACUCGACCAGCAGGGCAUCUCGUUCAAGGCGAACGACAAGAAGUGCAUCACCGCGAAGCACUUCUACCUUGAGAUCGAGAGCGCCAAGGCGGCUCAGCUCAAACCACGGGACUCGAACGACAACGGCGAGGGUCACGCAGGCUCGUCGAGAGACCCCAGUGGUUCUCCCCCAAUCAACCACUCGAUGCGGCCGCUAGGUUAUCAGCUGCAUUAUCAAAUCGAAGACGUUAGCGUCCUGCACGAUGCCCAUUAUGGUCCGGCAGAGCGGCGGGCCAUCGAGAAGUUCCUGCGAACAUUCGUUCCCACACUCUUCAUGCUCUCCCCCACGGAAUUCAACAGUGCUUGCGGACCCCUCGCGCCCGGUCACGAUGACGAUCACUCUGAGGAGCAGUCGGCAGCCGGAGACGAAGACAACUCGCGACAAGCCCCUAAAGACAAGCGUCAGGAAGGCGUAUCAGCACAGGACCUGCGCACGCGCCUGCUCAAGACUGCGGAAGAACACGCGCGGGGCGGCAGGGAAGGAGGCUCAUCGAUGGUGACAAGCACGACACCGACCGCGGUAUCUGACAGUCCCAAAGACGUACUCGCCGGGGCUGCCGAGGCGCGCGAAGACGAACAGGCUGCCACCGAGACCCGCACUAAUGCCGAGGACGUAUGGGUCCGCGAGCUUGUGGUGGGCGGCGAGCUGAGCGCGGGUGACAGUCUGCUGGGGCGUCGCCCCUUCUUUGCGGGCACAACGUUCUACACGCUGCUUCGGCUGGUGCAGCUUCUGUAUUCGCGCCUGCUGGUGUGCAAAGAGGAGGGCGCGCGGUCGGCAGCCUCGAAGCACGCCUCGCUUGCGCCGAAUCCAGUGGCACAUAGCUUGGGAUUGGACGAGGCGAACGGACCGGCGGUGGUGCUGGAGCAGGCGAUCAAAACGUUUGGGGCCUCUCGGGACGGGGAAGAGGUGAACGUGCUGUAUUUGUAUAUGCUGGACGCCUGGGAGAAGGUGUUCGAGACGGAGCUAGACCAGGCGACGUUUGAGGAGCAGAUGCGCUGGUUCUUUCGCACCAAGGCAUACAACGUCUUCACACUCGAUCGGGUAAUCGGGGCGAUCGUUAAGCAGGUUCAGACGGUGCUAGGGGACAACAAGUGCCAGGAACUGUGGUAUUUGCUGCAGCAGGCUCGGAGCGCAGACCGCCUCACCAUGCACGAUCUCAUCCGCUACCGGCGCAAGGCGGAGCGCAACGUCGGCACGGACGAGAAACUGUACCGCUUCGACUGGGACGCGCGCACGAAGACGCUGCGCAUCCAGUUGACCGGGGCGGAGGACGUGACGGUGGAUGAGAAUGAGUCCGCGGAUGGCCGGUGGCGGGCAUACGUAGCGGCCUACGUGAUGGAACACCCUUCGGAGUGGUUGACGGGCUGGACAGAGCCUGGGUGGAUGAAAAGGGUCGUACAUGGCGACGAGGACGGGGCCGUGCGCGAGCAGCGGGGGCUGGCGGUGCGGGUGCAGCGGGGGACAUACAAGCUCAUGUACGCGCGCGGGGGCGAGGACGUGCUUGUGCGGACGAGGGACGAGGGCACGCAGCGGGUGCUCGCCGAGCGGGCGGCGGCGACGGAGGGCGAGAGGCGGCGGCUCCUUGGGCGGCUAUUGGUGGCGUGA